AUGGCAACACUAGCAGCAGCGUCUGAAGCCAACAAGGCGACCAUCACAGCUCAAGACGUAGUCGACGUGGUUGGAUCCCUCAACCUUUCACUGCCCGAGAGGGAUAUCGCCCAGUGGCACGACAUUAUUGCCUCUGUGCAGGAGUCCAUCGACGUGGUCAGUUCUCUCCCGGACUACCUACCCCAUGCCGACACAGAACAAUAUCCGCGAAGCAACAUCCACCGGCCACCUCCAGAGGACAAUCCAGGAAACGCGUGGGCGUGGAAAGUAAGGAUCGAGGGCGACAAGGACGAAGGAGCUCUCUUGUCGGACGUCACCUUCGCUCUCAAAGACAAUAUCGCGGUCAAGAACGUGCCCAUGCUUGUAGGAACUGACGUCUUUACCGACUACGUUCCAGACACCGACGCCACCGUGGUCCGGCGGAUUUUGCAAGCCGGUGGCACCAUCGAAGGGAAGGCCGUCUGCGAGAACUUGUCGCUGUGCGCGUCGUCGUUCUCUGCGGCGACGGGCAACGUGGAGAACCCCUACGCAGAAGGCUACACGACCGGUGGCUCGUCGAGCGGAUGCGGGCACCUGGUGGGAGCCGGCAAGGUGGACGCUGGCAUCGGCGGAGACCAGGGAGGGUCGAUCCGGUUUCCAGCCAGUUACUGCGGCAUCGUAGGCAUGAAACCCACCUGGGGUCUCGUGCCGUGGACGGGCAUCGUGACGCAUGACCCGGUCCACGACACAGCCGGGCCCAUGACACGGACAGUCGCGCUGAAUGCCAGAGUCCUCCAGGCCAUCGCCGGCAGAGACGACAUCGACGACCGACAGUACGCCUCACCACCGCCUGCAGAUCUGCCCGACUACUCGGCUUCCCUGGACAAAGGCGUCUCGGGGCUCAAAAUCGGCAUCCUGCAAGAAGGCUUCGAGUUCCCUGUGAUAGACCCGAGAGUGAAGGAGAAGGUGCUGGAAGCCGCGGAGCGGUUCAAGAGCCUUGGGGCCGAGGUGGUGCCGAUCAGCGUACCUCUGCAUACCCAGGCGGGCCAUAUCGUGAAUUGCGCGUUGCGGCCGACGGCCUCGCAACAGGGCUACCUCGGCAAAGCCUGUGGGCGGAGGGGGUUGUACAUGACGGGGCUGACGGAGAAGAUGACUCCGCUGACCCAGGACAAGUUUGACAAGAUGUUCUCGACGUCCAAGUUCACGCUCAUGUCGGGCCUCUACAUCUGGUCGCGCCACCCCACUCUGUACGGCAAGGCCAUGAACCUGUACCGGAGGUUGAAGGACGAGUACGACGCGGCGCUGAGCCAGGUUGACGUCCUCGUCACGCCCACCACCCCGUACGUCGCAAACCGGCACGCGCCAAAGGACGCCGGGCCGGCAGAGCAGAUGGCCAAGAGCCGCGGUGUGGCCGUCAACACGGUCUGUUUCAACGCCAGCGGUCAUCCGGCCAUGAGCUUGCCUGUCGGCUUCUGUCCCGCCGAAGACGACGAGAGCGUCAAACUGCCCGUGGGCAUGCAAAUAGUCGGAGGCAUGUUCCAGGAAGAAAUGAUCUACCGGGUUGCUGCGGCAUGGGAGAAGGCGUUCGAUUGGAAAACAUUAUGA
This is a messenger RNA of Exophiala spinifera, 1584 nucleotides long. RefSeq lists its product as uncharacterized. The coding region runs from base 1 to 1584 and encodes 527 amino acids. NCBI's taxonomy places the organism in Eukaryota, Fungi, Ascomycota, Eurotiomycetes, Chaetothyriales, Herpotrichiellaceae. Gene Ontology annotation, molecular function: catalytic activity. The record is from RefSeq and is a predicted model, not a curated record. The transcript has a single exon.